AUGGGAUAUUUCACAAAUGUUCUAAACGUGGUCUUUCUGACGACUGCACUCGGUUGCUGCAGUGCGAAUCAUGCACGACGGUGCGUCGGUGGAUCGGAAGCAUUUGUCUGCACACUUCAUCAAUUCAAGUACGAGCCGGGAGAGGACAUACCACUGUUCGAGCUGCAUCCGGACACGAAAGAAGUUCGGUUCGUGAUGCCAUUUUACAAGCCGAGGACAGAAUCAAUCAUCUUUUACGAUGCGCUGCUACAUCGUCAGCUCGAGAUGCCGAUAGCGGUUGAGAUUACCUAUUCCAUGAUGACUUCACUUGAAAUGCCGCGUAACUUGCAAUACGGUGAUUUUGCCAGCAACCAAUUGUCGGGAGUCGUUAUCGAUCCGAGUCAGUCUUAUGCUCUCCGUUACCUCGACUUAAAUGGUAACUAUGGACUAAACCCCAAGAACAUUAGCCAUUUUGCAGCACUGGAAACGCUGCACCUGUCCAGUUGUCGAUUUCAGUCAAUACCAGCAGGACUAUUUGCCAAGAUGACCCGUUUGCAGCAUCUUACUGUCUCCAGCAAUGGCCUCCAUGAACUCGAUCUGAAGACUCUCCCUGGUAGUCUGACGCUGUUACGGAUGGAUCGAAAUAGUCUAGCAAAGCUAAACUUUGAAGAUGUUCGCUUCCCGCAACUGGAAGACUUGAACGUACAACGGAACGAGCUCACAGUGCUGAACAUAACUGCUCUUGUGGAGCGAUCGCCAAAACUUAAGUUGUUUUCCAUCGGUCACAACCCGAUAAGCCUCGAAAAGCUGGAACAGAUUGUGAGCGUACUGAAUCGCCACAACAUUGCGUACUACAGCAUGGAAAAUCCUGAAGACUGGACGUGUUCGGAAUCGGAGGUUAGAAUACACUAUGUUUGUAUUCCCAAGGACAGCAUCAAGCCUGGUUGGGGUGAAUGGUUAACACAAAUAUUCUUCUUCUGCCUGGUGCCGUUGGUGCUGUUUGGAGCAGCUGUGUCCGCAUGGUUUUUGUGGCGAAAGCUUCAAACGAAGUAG
Molecule: messenger RNA, 1032 nt
Organism: Anopheles cruzii
Lineage: Eukaryota; Metazoa; Arthropoda; Insecta; Diptera; Culicidae
Exons: 2
Coding region: 1-1032 (343 amino acids)
Cellular component (GO): extracellular matrix
Molecular function (GO): protein binding
Source: RefSeq, a predicted model, not a curated record